GGUCUCGGGCUAAAGCUGACAAACCUCCGGCUUCAGCUGUGAUUGGUCCUCGUUUGGAGAAGCUCAUGGGUUCACUCCGCUGUUAAGCGCCUCCCCAUUUCUCUAAACUACAUUAUAAUGCAACGAACCUCCCUUUUAACCACAAACCGAAUUUGCUUUCAUUUACUCUAUAUAUAUAUAUUUCUUAAAUAGGUUAAAGUCGUAGAGAUCUUUUUUAGUUGGGAAUAGCACUUCGCGCCGCAGCGGUGCGCGAUGCUUUCUCACGCCGACCUGCUGGAUGCUCGCCUCGGUGAGUUAUCAUCACCAAACUCCGGUCUUCAACUCUACUGGAUGAAGGAUGCCGCCGCGGAGCUGCUGGGCCACAGGGAGGCUCUGAAGUGCAGGCUCGGCGGAGGGGGGCCUGAUCCCGGGCACUCCGGGGGGGAGCUCGGCCCGGGCCCGGACGGCGUGGAAGGAGCCACGAUGCUCCCGGGCGACGACAUCAGCGGCGGCGGCGGCGGCGGCGGAUCCAACGCGGUGCAGGUCAACAGCAAAGAGCAGGAGAAGCAGCAGCAGAACAACAACAACAACAACAACAACCAGUCCGGAGGGGGGCAGCAGAGCCAGAGCCAGAAACAGAAGCGGCACCGGACCCGGUUCACACCGGCGCAGCUCAACGAGCUGGAGAGGAGCUUCGCCAAAACGCACUACCCGGACAUCUUCAUGCGGGAGGAGCUGGCUCUGAGGAUCGGGCUCACGGAGUCCAGGGUGCAGGUCUGGUUUCAGAACCGACGCGCCAAGUGGAAAAAGCGCAAGAAGACCACCAACGUGUUCCGGUCCCCGGGAACGCUGCUGCCGACGCACCACGGCCUGUCCCAGUUCCCGUCCGCGGCGGCGGCCGCGGCGGCCAUGGGCGACAGCCUCUGCUCCUUCCACGCCAACGACGGCCGCUGGGCCACGGCGGGGAUGCCCGGCGUGUCCCAGCUGCAGCUGCCGCAGGCUCUGGGCCGCCAGCAGGCCAUGGCGCAGUCCCUCUCCCAGUGCAGCCUGGGCGCCGGGCAGCCGCACAACUCCAUGGGCCUGUCCAACAUGUCGAACGGCUCCGGGCUGCAGUCGCACCUCUACCAGCCCACUUUCCCCGGGAUGGUGUCCGCGUCCCUGUCGGGCCCGACCAACAUGACCCACUCGCCGCAGCUGUGCAGCUCCCCGGAGAGCGAGGUCUGGAGAGGGACAAGCAUCGCGUCGCUGCGCCGCAAAGCGCUGGAGCACACAGUAUCCAUGAGUUUCACCUAGAGACGCGGGGGCCACGAGCGGGGAAGAUCUGUUGUUGUUUUUUUUUGACACGAUGCGUUUAGUUAUUUUGCAUCCAAUCCAAACGGCGCACCGGGAGAAAUGCAACCAGGAUACUUGAUCCAAUAAGAAAACGCACAGCAUAUCCGGUAUUUUUAUUUCCUCCCCAAAUCACAAACAAGUCGGGGACCCCGAAGCGAGUCACCGGGCCUGUUGGGCUUCAUCCAGCCUCCAAAUGGUUCUCUUAUAAGCUAUAAUUUAUUAUUAAGCAUGUGUGGCAACUAUUUAUUUAUCUAUUUAAAUUAACUUAUUUGUUCUGUAUUUAUUUAUUUAUUCGGCACAUGCGGCCCUCAGUGAACGGUGACUGACAGUUUUUUGUGAAGACAAAUUCUGGAGAUACUUUGAAAUACAAAAAACAACUCGGUUCUGAUGCCUUUCCCCCCCCCUGCUGCACAGCACGCGCCUCUGGGGGGGGGAGGGGGGGGGGCACAGUGGCCCUGCAGACACCUGGAGGUUAAAGGAACUAGAAAGAUUCACCUGGAAUCAUCGUGGAGGAGGACUUGACUGCAUGUGCUGUCCAAGGCAACAAAAAAAAAGACAAGGGAAAUACUAUAAAUUAAGACACGGAGGCGGAAUUAACUAUAAUCUGUUAUAUAGGAUGUUUUGUGUAGCGGAAGCACUCUUGUUCCCAUUUGGUCAGUUUGUGAUAACUUCUGUUUCCAACAAGUAUGUCUGUGCUUAUUAUGAAAUUAUGACUUUCUUAAAUGUUUGAACCAUUUUGUUUCAUGAACAUGUUUAUAUCAAUUGAAUGUAAAUUAUCAAAUAAAAAUCAUUUUCAAUUAUGUCACA
Molecule: messenger RNA, 2118 nt
Organism: Gasterosteus aculeatus aculeatus (three-spined stickleback)
Lineage: Eukaryota; Metazoa; Chordata; Actinopteri; Perciformes; Gasterosteidae
Gene: otpa
Product: orthopedia homeobox a
Biological process (GO): neuron differentiation; regulation of DNA-templated transcription
Molecular function (GO): DNA-binding transcription factor activity, RNA polymerase II-specific; DNA binding
Source: RefSeq, a predicted model, not a curated record